CUCGCCAUCGUCACCACUCGUAGGCCGCCAUCACUGCACAAGACGAUGCCCUCCACGCCCCUCGCCUGCUUCUGGCAUCUCCAAUCCUCCCCCAGUGCGGCUUCCGGCUAACACGUCCCCUCUGCUGGGACAAGCACGCACUCCGCCACUCGCCUACCUUUCCAUUUGAUCAACAAUUACUUGCUUAUCAAUCUCCAUACUCAACACCAAUCCGCCACCUUCACAACCACCACCACCACCAUAAUGGCUGCGGCCACAGCGCGAGCCCACGAGGCCGACGCCAACCCGGCCACUGAAGUUUCGCUGGGCCAGAAGAUGCUGUCCGCUGUAUCCGGCAGUCUGCUCACUUCGUUGCUGGUAACACCCCUCGAUGUCGUCCGCGUGCGAUUACAAUCACAAGAGGCCGCCCCGAGCGCUGCCUUCUCACGACCCAGCGGAGCCACUGGCCCGUCACUAACACAGUUUCGCGAUCUGCCCCCCAACCUCGGCAUAUCGGCAUGUUGUCGAGAAGUCUUUUGGGUCAACAACAAAGCACCCUUCUGUGUAGCUGGACCCACAAUGGCACCUAUCAACCCCGCCGACUUGCACUGCGCUGUAGAAGAGGUGGAGCGGAGAACCAUCAACAGCACAUGGGACGGCUUGCGCAAGAUUGCGCAGAACGAGGGGCCCCGCACACUCUGGCGGGGGCUGUCUCCAACUCUCGUCAUGACAGUUCCAGCAAACGUCAUCUACUUUGCUGGUUACGACUGGCUACGCACAGCCAGUGCAUCACCGUUGCGCCAGAACAUAGCCGAUCCCUAUAUACCUCUCGUCGCUGGAGCCACCGCCCGCGUCCUUGCCGCCAUCGCCGUCAGUCCCAUUGAAAUGUUUCGAACAAGAAUGCAGGCCGCAAACCAUCCGGCAACCGCUGCUGGACACUUUCGUGAGACAUUGGACGGUCUCAGGAACAUGGUCGCCAGCCAAGGUGUCUUCAGCCUCUGGAGAGGUCUCACUUUGACCCUUUGGCGUGACGUGCCCUUUUCAGCCAUUUACUGGUGGGGUUAUGAGACUACGAGGAACACCCUGACAGACCAAAGAGGAAGAAGAGUUGCAAGAGACGAAGGGUUCGAAUUCCGCAUGGGCCGAGGUGAAGAAAGAGUACGAAGAAGAAGCCGAUCAAGAAGCCAGGAAAACCACCGCGAUACCCUGGUGGAUAGCUUCGUCGCGGGUGCUACCUCAGGAGCAGUGGCCGCCUUUGUCACAACGCCUUUUGACGUAGGAAAGACACGGCAGCAAGUCGUGCGCCAUAUGGGAGACAAUGCGCGCGACGUCGCCAGAGCACGCCCAGAGGACCAGUCCAUACCACGCUUCCUGAUGCACAUCUAUCGCGAACAAGGUAUGCCUGGCCUGUUUAAGGGCUGGGCUGCUCGUUGUCUGAAAAUCGCCCCGGCCUGUGCCAUCAUGAUUAGCUGCUACGAGUUCAGCAAGAAGAUCGCCCUCGACAUGAAUGAACGACGAGAACAGGAAUCCCGACACGCUUGAGCCUCAGGGCAUGUCAUUGUCUAUAUUCUUUUCUGGCUCGUGUAAUUACUUGUACGCAUUGUAUAUCAUAUUUUUUUCUUGUAGCGGGGCAUUGGGGAUGGCGAAAAAAACCCACUCACGGUUGCAUAAUCGGCGUUGACUGCAAAGGUGGGCGACUUUGAUUGUGAAAGGACUGAAAAAGUUCUUCCUCAGCCUGUCUUGGACAUGCUUAUUGUAUUAUGAAAUAGUCAAUUAGUAAUCAAAACUCAUGUUAACUCAGCUUAGCAGUGUCAGU
Messenger RNA from Bipolaris sorokiniana ND90Pr, 1795 nucleotides. RefSeq lists its product as uncharacterized. The transcript is spliced from 2 exons. Bases 244 to 1521 code for a protein of 425 amino acids. The record is from RefSeq and is a predicted model, not a curated record. Gene Ontology annotation, biological process: mitochondrial transmembrane transport. NCBI's taxonomy places the organism in Eukaryota, Fungi, Ascomycota, Dothideomycetes, Pleosporales, Pleosporaceae.